Molecule: messenger RNA, 2367 nt
Organism: Orbicella faveolata
Lineage: Eukaryota; Metazoa; Cnidaria; Anthozoa; Scleractinia; Merulinidae
Source: RefSeq, a predicted model, not a curated record
AAUGGAGCGGCGUUUGGAACGGGCCUUACGCUUCUCUCGUGCUCUCCAAACUUCUCGCGUGCAUAGGUAUACACGAUAUACGCAAGCCAAGCAUGAGCCAAUGUUUAAUUUCGAAUAUUUCUUAGUUUAAAAUGUGAUUCUGCAGAUUACUUUGUUUCCCUCGCGUCUAUUACAUGCGGUGGGACGAAGAGAGAAGGAUUUACAAUGGAAUGAACUCCAUGCGAGUUCGUUUGAUCCUGAAUGGUAAUGUGUGCGUAAGAGACAGUACGGUUGAACAAGACGCAUGUAUGCGUAAUAGCGGACCGAGGUAAGAGCAAGCAAAAUUCAUCGUAACUCUUCUAUUACGGUUCAAAACUUUCUUAGAUUUAGACCAACCCUGAACUUGCAAAAAAGAGCGAGACCAAUAUUUCCAAAUACGGAAUCAGAACAACCUGUAGCUAGUUCAAUUUAUUCUAAUCUGAUUUGUGAGCGGUCAUCUAGCUUUGUAGGCAGUAUUGUAAAAUCGUAUCAAUAUUUACCAAAAUGUUAUCAUUGUUGUAUAGCUUAUUAUACAGCCCAUCCCCCUGGGCUUGCUUCAUUCCCUCGGAGUCUUCUUUUCUCUCUUUCCCAUUUUCAAGGUUCGAAUUUGAAUUUAAUUUAUCGUCGUUUAAGUAAUUAUACUUAUUUUGACUUACGCAAGAUGUCCUUGCUUGAGUGGCCAUUCACGCAAUGCUUAUAAACUUAGCCAUGCAUUGAAACCGGCGAGUUAAAGGCAUAUUUACACUUAAUAGAUACUAGUCGUAAUUUUUUGGCCGGCGAAUCUAAGUAUGAAUUAGCAACUGUAUAAAACUGGGGUUUAAUCACUUGUUGAUAUGCACAAUAUUACAUCACUAAGAUGUUAGCGCUAUAAAUAAUUUGAGCGAGAAUUUUCUCGCUAUCUGAACAAUAGCCAACGUUUAUCACUCUAUUCAAUUCAUGAAUCAUUUUAUUGCUAUAUUUAUAGCUACUACGUGGGAGUUCUGGUUUCUACUCUUGAGUUUUCGUAAAAUAAAAGUAAAGAAUCAGUUAAGUGAGACUGUUUUUCAAUCUGAAGGAAUGGCCCGUUGCUUGGGAAUAAUUUUGUUGAUCUUUUUGGUCCGUGUUGCUGAUCUAGAGGCCAAAAUCGCUCAAGCGAAUCAGCCAUUAAGGGCCAAUGGAGAACUGGCUCUUGAGGAGCGAAGCGCUGUUCAAGCGAGAUCCAUUCUCGUUUCCUUCUUGGACAUUCGCGUUCGCAGCGAAGGUUGUGAUGAUCCAGGAAAGGCUGGUGGAUGUGGCAUCGCUUACAUCAUAGUCAAUGGAAAUGAUUACUCCCCUCACAGCAGAGGACAUAAUGUUGUUGUUGUGGACGCUAAAACGGGUACAGUGCUUGGGUCAAAAUGGUUUGACACUUACGGUGUCUCGUCCUCUGGUACCGCCUUGAGAGACUACCUAAACGCCAUAAAUGGAGAUAAAAUCGUUUUGGUGGCCAUUCAAGAUGCAGGAUCAACCUACAUUUCGCCUGCUUUUGGUGCCCUUAAGAGGCUGGGUGCCGUGGAUCCUAUUCUGACAGACUUUCGAGGUUCCUUUUCUCUUAUUGGUUACGCACAACCAAGCAAACCAUCCUGGAUAGCACAAGAACAGCAAAAGAGAUAUGAAGGUCCCAGUGAGAUCUUUUUGCGCAUUCCACUCAUGCAAAGCCGUCAACCACGUAAGAAUCUUCUUAUGUUUGGCUUUUACGUCAUUGGCAGUGAUGGAAGCAGAACUAGCAGAGUUAGCAAGCUGUAGCGAAAGUAAUACAGUGGGAUCCCCUUAUUUCGAAGUUAGUUAUUUCGGACUUACUGGUAUUUCGGACUAAAAAUUCUUUCACUUGGAUUUGCCCUUCUUUCUUUUUUAAUCGGCUCUUUCGAACUCCCGCUAUUUCGAACUAUUUUUCCUUUCCCCUGAGAGUUCGAAAUAGCAACGUUCAACUGUAGUAGCAACAGUAUUGGCAAAAGUAGUAGCAGCAGUAGGGUCAGUAGCAAGGGGUGGUAUUAGUAGUUGGAGGUGCCAGUGUCUUUGCCAAAAGCAGCUUUAGUAAAAUUAAGAAAGUACUGUAAUUAAAGGUAUAUUGUAACGGUGACAUUGGUAUAGGCAGUAGUAGCAGUAGCAGAGUCGGUAUUACUGAAAUGGGAGUGAGAGUGUGUGGUAGUAUUGACAGUAGCAGUAUAUGUAGUAGCAGUGGUUCCGUUAGUAGAAGCAGUAGCAGCGUCACUACUAACGUCAGUAAUAGUAGCAGAAGAAGUAAUUGCGAGAGGAGUAUGAUCGUAAGUUAGUAGCAGCAGUAGCAGUAUGGUGGCCUAACAGUAGAUGUAAAAGGAGUGUGGUUAUAGA